Molecule: messenger RNA, 639 nt
Organism: Cooperia oncophora
Lineage: Eukaryota; Metazoa; Nematoda; Chromadorea; Rhabditida; Trichostrongylidae
Source: the annotation of a GenBank genome assembly
AUGCUGGCUAUAUUCACUUUGCCGUUUCGUCUUGGUACUGCUUGUUCGAUUGCCUAUAAUUACCUUAUCCAAAAUCGUCGGUUCAUCAAAGCAUCUUGGAAUCAGCGCGAAAUUGCCCAUAUCGAUCCAGUUGAAGAUGAACCUGACGUCAGGCGAUUUAUCGACAACUAUUUGAAAAGUGACGGCGUCUUUGUACUUCGUAUGCUCACACUUCAAUCCGGGGUGAUAUUUGGCACGGACCUCGUCGUGGCCCUAUGGAAAGCCUUCAACGGUAUCGAUGAGAAUCUGAAGAGAAGCAAUUCGAUGCCGCAUGUAGCUGAUGUCGGAGAACAAGUCACUACAUAUUGGCCUCCACCACCAGCUCUUAAUCCUGCACGCGAACGAAUGCGUAAUGCACUCGGGCAAAACAUUGAUAACUCAUUGGUCAGCCAGGAUAUACUAGAAAGAAUGGUUCCACCGUAUCCUGUCCGGCGUGCUCCACGUUACGUGGCUGCAGUAAGCGCUCCAGUGUUAGAACCCGAAGAAUACAAUGAAGCUAAUGAGGAGAAUGAACAGAAUCAAGCGCUCAUCAGAAGUCUCGACAGCUCUCCUGUCAAAACUGCUCCACCACCAACAGUCGUUCAACGGCGAGCUAUCUGA